AUGAAUCCACCAUCAGCGCCGAAUCCGGCUGGCGAUGCUGGCGUCCUUCCCGAGUUUGGCGGCCUCAGCAUCCGUGAUGCGCCAUCCCCGCCGGCCGAGGAAGAACUCGAUAUUAUGAGCAUGUCCCGAGAGACCGCCGUGAAGACGAUUAUGCGCUCAGUCCUGUCCCUGGCGAAUGCCGCUGGCGACAUUCCUGCAACACCGCCGCUAUCUCGCCCACGGACCCCAGUUACCCCGGUUGGAAAGGAAAACCAGGCUGGCCCGGUACGGCACCACCGACGUACGGCCUCCAGGCCAGCAACACCCAUUCCAGCCGAAAGAGAGAAAACGCAACCGACAGAGCUUGCACCACCAGAGGCGAGCCACGAUGAGCCCACCAUCACCCACGACAUCGGCGCAGGGGCGGAGCCUGAGUGGGUACAGCGGGCCAACAUGGCCCGAAAAUUCUUCUCAAAGACCGUUCCAAAGGUCGGCUUAGAAGACUAUGUCAAUCGUAUUCAGCAGUACUGUCCGUUAUCCACCGGAGUUUGGCUUGCUGCUGGUUCCUACAUUCUGCGACUUUGUGUCAUUGACAAGAGCGUUCCGCUCACGCACCGCACAAUGCAUCGACUGGUCCUUGCUUGUCUUGUUGUGGCUAUGAAAUCUCUUGAGGACCAUCGCUGGCCACAGAAGCGUUUUGCUGCUGUAGGCGGCGUGGAUGACGUCGCGCUUAGCCGGUUGGAGCUUUGUGUAGAGUUCCUUUUGCAUUUUGAUCUUCAGAUUCUUUCGCCGGAGAAGAUGAGGGAGUUGACCGUCACGCUACAAAAAGCUGGGCAGGCUGCCACGAUAGCCACAAGGUUGCCGUCGUCGUUCAAUCUGCGGAUAUCGAACCCAAAGUACCGGCAGGCGCAGGCCUGA
This is a messenger RNA of Trematosphaeria pertusa, 897 nucleotides long. RefSeq lists its product as uncharacterized. Gene Ontology annotation, biological process: regulation of cyclin-dependent protein serine/threonine kinase activity. Bases 1 to 897 code for a protein of 298 amino acids. Lineage: Eukaryota; Fungi; Ascomycota; Dothideomycetes; Pleosporales; Trematosphaeriaceae. The transcript has a single exon. The record is from RefSeq and is a predicted model, not a curated record. Gene Ontology annotation, cellular component: nucleus; cyclin-dependent protein kinase holoenzyme complex. Gene Ontology annotation, molecular function: protein kinase binding; cyclin-dependent protein serine/threonine kinase regulator activity.